Messenger RNA from Brenthis ino (lesser marbled fritillary), 414 nucleotides. NCBI's taxonomy places the organism in Eukaryota, Metazoa, Arthropoda, Insecta, Lepidoptera, Nymphalidae. The record is from the annotation of a GenBank genome assembly.
AUGGACGUUGUAUUCGCUAACAACACUGGUCGACGUCGGCCUCUAGAUUUCGAUAUAGUGAAAGAAUUUCUUAAAGAUAGAUCCCAAUCCGAUCUUGAUAUAUCGGAGGAGGAGAGGGAUCCUGCUAUUUCUGUACCUCGACUGUUAGAUGAAGAUAUGUCAGUACAUGAUCAACCACGUGACUUCGAAAGUGACAGUGGCUCAGAUUCAAAUAUCCCCUUAACUGAACUACUAACCUUAGAUCAAAAAAACAUACCUCCACCACCUGUAAAUCCUAGUACCUCCGAAAUCACAAGACGUCUUACAACACAAAAGAAAAGCUCCAGGAUACGGAAAGCUGCUAAUUUUACUGAUAUUCCUCAUAACUACUUCUCUCCUCCUGUACCCAGAGAAGUAAAGACACCAAUGCAGUAC